AUGUUCGAUGCUCUACGCUCACGAAUCAACGUUCCCAAAGCCGUAGGCUUUGUCGGUGCUGCGUAUUUCGUCAGGAACUAUAUCUCUGACCGGCUAGAGGAUGUAAAAGAGCAGAUGGACCAAGAACGCGUGGCUCGUGAAAAUCUCAAGCGUCGCUUCUUCCAAACGCAAUCCGAUAUAUCCUACACCGUACUAAUGCUCUUGCCUGCUCUGUCUGAGCAAAUUCUGCGCGAAAUGGAUGUCGACUCCAUAACGCAGGAACUGCAAGCGCAUUCAAAGGCGCGAUUAACGGCUUCUACAUCAUCUUCACUUGCCAAUAGCCUCGAAAUGCCGAAUCCAACACGUCCCGAGUCACGCUCGGAGUCCGAAACGUCGUAUACUGGAUCAAUGUCGACAACAAGUUGGGUCGAAACGAGCCAGAUUGGAGAGAGUCGGGAGAUGAUCUUGGGAGAGUCUGUAGCGCCGCUACAGCUCAGCGAUUCGCUACUAACGACAACAUCAACCGAUACCGACUCGAGCUCUAAUGUGAGCUUUCAAGGGUCUGCUGUCGACAGCGCAAGUGGCUCAGAAUCUUCGCGACCAACGAAGGCAGAACUGUGGAACGAGCUAAAAAUGCUCACAUUCACAAGAACCCUCACGACCAUGUACACCACGACCUUACUUUCACUUCUCACUGUCAUUCAGCUUACGCUGCUCGCUCGCAACAGAUAUGUGCGCUCUGUCGUUGAACUCGAAAAGCAACAACGAUUGCAACAUUCCUUCAUGCCCGAUUUGAGCAUGAUCAUCGGCCUGGUGGGAGGAAUGGAGUCGCUUAUGGGCGCAAUUCCGGGGAUGGAAGAGGAGGGUGACCAUGCCGCCGGUUUCAAGCUACCAACUGAGGAUAACGAGGAGGAAGACGAGAUUGCUUCAGCAAAAUAUCUAACUCUGACGUGGUGGAUUUUGCACGUUGGCUGGAAAGAUGUUGGUGAGCGGGUGCGCAGAGGGGUCGAGGAAGUUUUUAGUGGGGUUUCUCUAAAGACAAAACUAUCGCCUUCCGACCUCCAUCGUCUCAUGUACGAUGUCAGGCGUCGCGUGGAGCACGAGGUGACAUUUGAAGGCACAGAGCGUAAAGCCAACUUCCACACAACCCUACUCCCGCAAACUCCCGAAACAACACAACAUGUGUUGACACAAGGGGGCUACUCUUCUCGCCUUCUUUCAGCCACAUUCUCCCCAGGUCAACCAGAUCCAUUCACCGCACUGCUCAACGAGACCCGUGACCUCGUCUCUUCAUCAGACUUUGCUUUCGUGUUCGAAGCUUGUCUCGACCAUGCAACCGAUGUCUUGCUGACCUCCGUUGAGAACGCCGUCUUUGCGCCGUCAGCAGACACAGUUGCUCCUGGCGAGGAAGUGCGGAUACGGUUGGCCGGGCUACUCCCUGGCCUUGCGCGUUGGAGUGAUCUGGCGUUGAACGGAGUGCCCAAUGAGUUGGUUGAUAACAUUUUGGGGGUUCGGCAGGUAUCGGCGUUGAGUGCCAUUCGUGCCGAAGAUCCAUCAGCCAGCAAGACGCCGCGAAAGAGAUGGCCGCCAGCGUUUGCCAAUUAA
This is a messenger RNA of Mycena indigotica, 1584 nucleotides long. RefSeq lists its product as uncharacterized. The transcript is spliced from 7 exons. Gene Ontology annotation, biological process: protein import into peroxisome membrane. The record is from RefSeq and is a predicted model, not a curated record. Gene Ontology annotation, cellular component: peroxisomal membrane. Bases 1 to 1584 code for a protein of 527 amino acids. Gene Ontology annotation, molecular function: protein-macromolecule adaptor activity. NCBI's taxonomy places the organism in Eukaryota, Fungi, Basidiomycota, Agaricomycetes, Agaricales, Mycenaceae.